Vicia faba (fava bean) is the source of this 420-nucleotide messenger RNA. The record is from the annotation of a GenBank genome assembly. Lineage: Eukaryota; Viridiplantae; Streptophyta; Magnoliopsida; Fabales; Fabaceae.
AUGGCAGGAGAAGGAGUGAGUCUGAAUCAUAUAUCUCGAGAGUCCACCGACAUUAACCGCCUCGCCAAAUUCUACCAACAGAUUUUUGGGUUCGAGGAAGUAGAAAGUCCCAAGUUCGGAGAGUUUAAGGUUGUCUGGCUACGUCUUCCAUCUUCUUCACUCUGUCUCCAUCUCAUCGAGCGUAACCCAUCUAACAAUCUCCCUGAGGGUCCGUGGAGUGCCGCUUCUCCCGUUAAAGACCCUUCCCAUCUCCCCAGAGGCCAUCAUCUCUGCUUUUCUGUCCCCAAUUUUCAAUCCUUUAUCCAUACUCUCAAGGACAAGGGUAUUGAGACUUUUCAGAAAUCUCUGCCUAAUGGCGAAAUCAAACAAGUUUUCUUUUUUGACCCUGAUGGUAAUGGCUUGGAGGUUGCAAGCAAGUAA